Messenger RNA from Brettanomyces bruxellensis, 966 nucleotides. RefSeq lists its product as uncharacterized. The transcript has a single exon. Gene Ontology annotation, molecular function: DNA-binding transcription factor activity, RNA polymerase II-specific. The coding region runs from base 1 to 966 and encodes 321 amino acids. Lineage: Eukaryota; Fungi; Ascomycota; Pichiomycetes; Pichiales; Pichiaceae. Gene Ontology annotation, biological process: positive regulation of transcription by RNA polymerase II. The record is from RefSeq and is a predicted model, not a curated record.
AUGGCAACUAAACGCUCAACGAAACCUAUUUCUCCUGUUGUUUUGUCAAACGGCAAGAUUGGUACUCUUCCACCAAGGAAGAGAGCCAGAACAAAAGAGGAGAAGGAGCAAAGGAGGAUUGAGAGGGUUCUUCGUAAUAGGAGGGCAGCUCAUGCCUCGAGAGAAAAGAAAAGACGUCAUGUUGAGCAACUAGAAAAAUAUGCGAAGCAGCUUGAAACUUGUUUAGCGGCAUUUUCAAAGGCUAAUUCGCAGCUGCUUGAGUCUCAGAGACAACUUGUUUCUAAGCUCCAGCAGGCUAACAUAGAUUAUUCUGAUGUGAGUCUAGGUGUCAGAUCUGUUAAACUUGUGAAGAGACCGGAAAAUCUGGAUCUGGAUUCAAGUUCGAAGCCUUUAAAGAGAAAGAAAUCGAAAUCUGAUAUUUCUACUCCUAAAGAGGAGUUGAAGACACAUUCGGAAGCUCAGAGUGAAGAACCGGAGAGCUCUCCGGACUCUUUGUCACCUUUGCAAGAUGCAAGUCCCAGUGGCUCGCGUCUAGUUCAGGAAAUCCCUUCUCCAGAUUUUGAAGAGGGUGACUUGAUGAUAACAAAGGGUAGCAAAGAUAAGAGUCAGCAGGCAUUGAAGGAGCUAGAGCUCGAACAGGGAAUAUUGUCACCACCACCUUCUACUUCCCCAUCGAAGUUUAAGCUUAAUGAUGACAAUAUUAUGAAACGCGAGUUUUCAAACUUGUUUGAUGACGAUGUUCCAAUGCUUAAUGAUGAAGAUUACAUAAACAACGUGUUUGGCGGCGAGAGUAUGGUCGCCAACCCAGAGGAUAGAGAUCUUGCUGGUGACAAAUUGCCAGUGGAUAUCGUUGAUCAGAACGAGGGAGUGGUUCCUACAAGUGAUAUGGAUUACCUCGACUGCCUUAAUGAAGUGCAUCAUUCAGCAGUAUUGAUGUUACUCACGGUGAAACGUUUACUAUUUUAA